CAUUGCUAGCUACCACAUUCCUUGAUCUUUAUGUUCCUUUACCCCAAAAUAAGAAAAGAAAACCCUAGAAAUGACACUCCAAAAUCAAAAGAGAAUACAUACAUCGGAAAUAUCGAAGGACCCUCCCACGCUUCUACAAGAAAUCAUCCUGGAAAUCCUGUCAAGGCUGCCCGUGGAAUCGUUGUUACGUUGUAAGUCUGUUUGCAAAUCAUGGUCUUGUUUAAUUUCCGACCCCCAUUUCAUCAAAACCUAUCUCAUGUUUUCAAUAAGCAACAUUCGGUAUGCGCAUCAUAGAUUAAUCUUCAGUACUGUCCCUAGAAUUAAUCUCAAGACAUGCCCUCUGUACGAUGUUGUGUGUCAUCAUAAGUCGAAUAAUGUGUUGGAAGUUGAUUAUCCCUUGAAACACCCUCGUAAAUCCGUUUGGAUUGUCGGUUCUUGUAACGGGUUGUUAUGUAUUGCUAUUGAGGAAGAUACUCUGUUUCUCUGGAACCCUAGUACUAGGAAGUCGAAUCAGCUACCGCAUUGUGGGUUUAAGGCGCGCCAGGGUGGGUAUGCCUUGUACGGGUUUGGGUACGAUGAGUCGACCGAUGACUAUAAAGUUGUUGGGAUUUCUUGUGUUUUUAGAUCUGGGCAUAAGUAUGACACCAAAGUGAAGAUAUUUUCCAUGAAAGCUGGGAACUGGAAGAAACUUGGGGAUUUUCCUCAGGGGAUUCCGUUGGAUGAUUCGGGUAAGUUUUCUAGUGGAGCUCUUCAUUGGGCCGCCAGUCGGGAUUUCGGGUCGGCUUAUUCGUGGACGAUAGUUUCUCUCCAUCUAGCAAACGGGACUUAUGGACAAGUGUCGCAACCCGUGUAUGAUGAAGGCGAUAAGGAUUUGAAUUUGGGGGCUCUAGGAGAGUGGUUGUGUGUGCUUUGUAAUUAUCGCGGUCAUCGUGCUGAUAUGUGGGUGAUGAAGGAUUACGGAGUGAAUGAAUCUUGGACUAAAUUGGUUUCCAUCCCGUAUCUGACUGAUCCUGGGAGGGAUCAAUAUUCUGUUCCUCUGUGUAUUUCCAAGGAUGGAAAAGUUUUGUUGCAAUUUGGGUCAAAAUUAUUUGCAUAUGAUUCCAGGAAUCGUUCAUUCUCCGAGGUCGAGAACUUUGAUGAAUGUCUUGAAGCAUGCACUUAUGUGGAAAGUUUGGUAUCACCCGAUACCCCGAGCAGGCCUUGGAGGUGAUAUUAAGAUAAAGGCUCUCUCUGUGUGUGUUUGUUUUUCAAGGUCAUCCGAGAGCAUUAGAUCCUCUUCACUUUUACAUAUCUUGCUUGAUGGCUUGUGAAACCCCACUUUGUUUUGUUUAGUUGUGUUUUCAGAAAUGCUAUAUGCUAAUUAUGUUAGAAUUAAUGUGUACCAUGCAUCUGGUGAUCAAAGUUAAUUAAACAUUGGGACAAGUUAAAGUACUUCACUGUUUCGGCCAAA
This is a messenger RNA of Erigeron canadensis, 1450 nucleotides long. RefSeq names its product F-box/kelch-repeat protein At3g23880-like. Gene Ontology annotation, molecular function: protein binding. Bases 71 to 1210 code for a protein of 379 amino acids. Lineage: Eukaryota; Viridiplantae; Streptophyta; Magnoliopsida; Asterales; Asteraceae. The record is from RefSeq and is a predicted model, not a curated record. The transcript has 2 exons.